UAACUGUCGUUAGCAACCGGGAGCGGACAUGUUGAACCAACCCUUCCUAGAAUAAACAUCGCCUUGUGCGGGGAUUCGGGAGUUUAGGGGACGGCACGCAGCGCUGGGCAAUCAUGGACGCAGUAAACGCCUUUAAUCACGAGUUAUUCUCAUUGAUGGACUCCAAGCCCCCAAUCUCUCGGGCGAAGAUGAUCUCCAUCACAAAGUCGGCUAUCAAAGCUAUGAAACUCUAUAAACACGUGGUACAGAUAGUAGAAAAGUUCAUCAAAAAGUGUAAACCUGAAUACAAGGUAGCUGGCUUGUAUGUUGUGGACUCCAUUGUUCGGCAGUCCAGGCAUCAGUUUGGAUCAGACAAGGACGUGUUUGGCCCAAGGUUCACCAAAAACAUUACAGGAACUUUUGAGAACCUCUGCCUUUGCCCAGUAGAAGACAGGAGUAAGAUUGUGCGGGUGUUGAACCUAUGGCAAAAGAAUGGCGUGUUUAAGAUUGAGGUUAUUCAGCCUCUCCUGGACAUGGCAGCUGGCUCUGGCAGUGCUGCUGCACCCUACACAGGCACUGAUGAGCCAGGUUCUUCCCCACCACAAGCCAAAGAGCCAGUUACCGCGGUAACAGCAAACUCCACCACGACACCUGCUGCUCAGCUGCAAAACUCUGAUGCCUUUGCUGCUGUGGCACAGCUCUUCCAGUCUUCACAGGGUCAGCAGCUUCAACAGAUGCUCCAGAACUUUCAGCAGCAACCACUGAAGCCUGACAUCAACACUCAGCCUCCUCUCCCUACCGUUCAAACACCAGUCCAAACCAUUGCUGGUGGUCCGGGCAUGGGUGCCCCUCAGCCUCCUCUGCCCAGCCAGCCUCCUCCGCCCAGUCAACCCAUCCCGCAGAAAACAGCCUUUGACAAGAAACUUCUGGACCGCUUUGAUUACGAUGAUGAACCAGAAGUCGGAGAAGAAACGAAAAAGGAUGAAAGUUCAUCACAGCCCUCCUUUAUGCAGCAGCCUCCAGCCUUUCUGCAGCACAUCGAGCACUUUAAACCGCAGAUGAUGAACAUGUCACAAGACCUCUCACAACAGGUUCCUCUCCCUCCUAACGGCCAGCUCCAGGCCUAUGGUUUACCAGGACAAGGCUUCCCAGUUAUGAUGCCUCCUAUGGGGCAUGCUCUACCAGGGCAACCCCUCCCUGGUUCUACUGGGCCCCCAGGCUUCCCAGGGAUAUUUCCUCCCCACAAUGCAGCCCAACAACAACAGCAGGAUUUGUCAGUGGAUAUGGACCAUUCAUCUCUGAGAGAUGGCCGGCAUGGUCAACGGUCAAACUCAGGCUCCAGGUCUCCAAAGCGGAGGCGGUCGCGAUCCAACUCACGCACACGGCGAUCCAGACAUAGGCGAUCCCGCUCACGCUCAAGAGACCGGCGUCACCACUCCCCACGGUCCCGCUCGCUAGAGCGAAGGGAAAGAGAAAAAGAGAGAGAGCGACGGCAGAAAGGCCUCCCACCACCCAAGAGCGAAACACUUAGCAUUUGCAGUACAACACUGUGGGUUGGCCAGUUGGAUAAAAGAACACAACAGCAAGAUGUCGCCUGUCUGCUGGAGGAGUUUGGGCAGAUAGAAUCCAUAAAUAUGAUCCCUCCACGUGGCUGUGCCUAUAUUGUCAUGAUUCACCGGCAGGAUGCUUUUAGGGCCCUUCAGAAGCUUAGCAGAGGAACUCACAAAGUCAACCAAAAAACUAUUAAGAUUGCCUGGGCUUUGAACAAAGGCAUAAAGCCUGAGUUUAAACAGUACUGGGAUGUGGAGCUGGGCGUCACCUACAUACCUUGGUCUAAAAUCAGCGAAUCACAGGUGGAGGAGCUAAAAGAAGGAGGAGUACUGGAUGUGGAUACGUUGUCGCCAGAGUGGAUCACAGUGAGGAAGACUCUUGACCUUCCAGAGGAACCAACCCACAACGGCAGGUCAGAGCCACCGCAGCCUGAAGAGACACCAGUCCUACCUGUGACUGCCCCACCGGCUCCUCCUGGGCAGGUCCCUCCAAUGCAGCAGCCAGUUGUCAGUGUGGGUCAUCUCCAGCCUCCUGUCUUUCCGGGUCCUAUAGGCGUGCCUCCGCCUUCCUUCCCCCCUGGGGUUCCACCUCCUCCAUUUAUCAGACCCGGCUUCAACCCUAUGCAGAUACCUCCAGGUUUUCUUCCUCCAGGUUCCGUGCCUCUAGGUCCCCCUCUUCCUUCAAAAGGUGGUGAAGACCCCCCUUUGGACCCAGCAGGUCUUGGUAACAGGAAAACUGACGAGGGGAUGGAGGUUCCCAACAUCUUUAACCAGAUGGGACCUAUAGGUGGACCUAUCGGAUCUCUCCCAGGUGCUCCUCCCGGAAACAUCCAACCCCCCUCUGCUGGUCUACUUGGUGCACGUCCUGGCAUAAUUCCACUCCAGCGUCCUCCUGUUCUUCCGCCUCCACACAUGCAACGUUUUCCUCCACCUCACGGACCAAGACCCCCUCACCCCAACAUGCCCCCUAUGGCCCCUCAGAUGUUGCCCAGAGGACCACACCCUCAAAUGAUGCACCAUGAGCAGCCUCCACCUAAAACAAGCUUUGGGAUGCUUCCCCCUCCUAAUAUUAGGGCUCCUUUCCCACCACAUGGGCAUGGUCCUCCUCCACAAGGCCCUCCUCCACAAGGUCCUCCUCCUCCUUUUAUCAGACCAGGGGUCCCUCGCGGCCUGGAAGGGCCAGAAGAAAUGGACAACAGACCUUUCAGAGGAGAAAGGCCUGGAUUCAGGGAGAGAGAACCGGAGAGGGACAGAGACAGAGAGUGGGAUCGAGACAGGGAUAGAGAGAGGGACCGAGGCUUUGGAGGGGGGAGGCGUCCAUUUGGUGAUGGAGGGAGAGGAGUGGGUGGGGACAGAAUGGAUGGGAGGGACAGGCUCGGAGGCUGGCAAGAAGACGGAGGGGAUCACCGAGGAGGAGGAGGAUGGGAGCGGGACAGAGACAGAGACCGGGACAGAGAUCGGGACAGAGACCGCAACCGGGACAGAGACAGGCGGGACUGGAGGGAGAGGAGAAGCAGCCUGGACAGCGACAGGGACCGAGAACGAGGGAGAGGUGACAACGGGGAGAGGGAGCGAGGGAGAGGGGAGGGAGGAGAGAGGGGAAGGGCUGAAGGAGGGAGUCGAGAGAGGGGGAGAGGAGCUGAAGGAAAAGAAGGGGACAGGCCGAGGCGGUCAGAGCGGCGGGAACGGACCACACGGUGGGACAGCGAUGAUCGAUUGGCAAAACUGGAAAACAUGGACAGAUUUAGAACCUCUAACAGCACAGAGCAACCUUGUUUGACUCUUUUAGCUACUGUGGAUAAAGAAGCUCCUGAAAAGAAAGCUGAGUCAGAACAUUUAGCCCCUCCUUCAGAGGCAACUUCCUCUGCAGAGGAGCAAAAGCCUUCUGAGCCUUCACCUUCAGCUAAAAAUGAGCCUACAGAAACAAAAGACGAAGCAGCAUCCUAGAGGCUGUUUACACCUUGCAUUAACAUCCAUCCUUGGUGAUCUUAUAACAAGUUAGUUUUGGUGUUCACUCUUGCAUCAACAAUGCAUUUUCAUUGAUUUCUUCAGAUCAGAAUACAUUUCCCAGCCAUACGUGCAAAUAGUCGCAUGCUUUUCUAAGAAAGACUGAAGGCUUCAUGGCAGGGGGCAGCAGGGUUCCUCCAGUUUUGGUUGUCAUCCGUAAGGCUGCCCAGGAUGUAUUUACACCACCAAACCAGUGUGUUUGAAGAUCUCUGAGAUCACCUCUGUGCAUGGUCUGAGCAGCCAGAUCUCAGUCUUGGGCUAACCACUUGCUAUCCAAUCACACAAGAUGAAUUUUACUGCAAGGUAUAAACAGGGUCAUAGAUGGGCUCACUUUUCCUUCAGCUAGAGACUGGUGUGAACCACUGAAAUAUAAAGAAAUUUGUUUUUUUACUUUUUAAAACCAGCCAACCAUUUAUUGACUGUUUACAGGCAGUUAACACCUUUCUUUGAAUCAUCCUUCUCCCACACAUGUUGCAUACACAUCCAUAUACUUUGUGUCUUUUAAGACUCAUGCUGCAGGCCUGAGCAGAGUGUGUCAGUUGCAAAUAUUUUUGUUUUGGCUUGCAUGUUAUUAGAUUAGAGCAGCCACACAUUAACAACUCAGGUGCUGCUCAUGCACUGCCACACCACCCAGAACAACUAAAGACAAGUAGACUAGCCUCAGUUCUCAACAAAAAUAAAAAACACUGAAAAUGAUCCAUCAAGGGUCUCAUUGACAAAAUGAAUGCAUUUUUUAAAUUUGUAGUCAAAGCUGCACCUGUCUUUUUAUAUUUUUGUCUUCACUGAAAAUAGAUUGCUUUAAUAUAGAGAGUUUGGAAACAAAUUCAAACAUUCAGUUGUAAAGGUUAUUAGAAAAAAAAAGAAAAAAGGGUAGAGACAGGCAGCAGCAGCACCGCCUGAUGCCAUCCUGUGUGGCCAUGGAACAAUACAAGAGGCAGCCGUCCAGAGAGGCAGCCGUCACGCGCUGGUCAGAUGCUUUGUGUAUCCCUGGCAUAAUAGGCUUAUAGCCAUCAAAUUUGGCUUUGCAUCUGUGUCCUAAAACACAUGACCACUUGGUAUUCUACACCUAAAAAUUGGCUGUCAACUCCAGUUUUUCUCCUUCCUGCAGGUUCUGAACAUAAAUGAAGUUCUUGCAUGUUAACUUAGCUCUGUCCAUUGAGAUUUACUUGAGCUUAGCUUUUAAGAUUUUUACUUUGUUGUCUUGAAACAGAGAACAAGCAAUUCCUUCUUUUACUUCCAACCUCAUGGUGUGAUAGUGGCACUCCUAGACAAGUUAUUUGUUUUGAUUUUUAUUUUAUUUAAAAUUGCCAAAAUGUCUGUAAAACACUGAAUGAUUUCUCAGAGAACUUGUUAAUAACAAGGCAUGAUUUGUUUUACUCAAAAAUUUUAAUUUCACCUUUUGUCUCACAUGUGCUCCAAAUUGUAGUAUCCUAGCCAAUCAUGGUAACAUUUCAUUAGUGCAAAGAUGGGUCUAAGAUGUGAAGAUGAGUUUUUAGUAUCAAGGGUGUUCUAGCCACUGUUUGUAGUCUAAGUUGUAUGUACCGAUUACACUUGAACAAGCCUUGGUUGGGUGAAAAAAAGUCCAUGGUAAAGAGCCAAAGAGACACUACUCAUUGGCCUUACAGCAAUUACAGGCCCCCUCCUUUACCAUUUUUCACCAGUUUAGCUCCUUUUUAAAAUUUCAUCUACCUUAUAUUUUUCAGAGAUAUUGUGUCUCAACUCCAGCUCUGUUGUCAACACUUGUCCCACAUUUUAUGUCAUAAAUAGUGAGAAGUAGUGUCCAUAUUCUUACAGAAUAUUGAUGCAGUAACAGAUUAAUCUUUGAAAUACACGUAUACUGGUCAAUACCCAAUGUCCUUAAAAACUCCACUCUUGAUUCAUUUUUUAUUCAGCUUUUAACACAGGAACUUCAACACAGAGGAUUUUUUUCCCUUUAUAUGAAUAUGUCUGGGUAGUUCUAAUUUAGUGAUAACAGGAAUUUGUGAUGAAAACAGUAUCACUUUAGUCACUACUUCUGUUUGGGGAGUGCUUCACACUCUGAUGAUACUGUGCUCAUAUUAAUGUCACUAAUGCAGUUUUAUUUGUAUGUUUUUCUCUUUUUGGUGGCAAAAAUAUUGGACAAAAACAAAUAAUUUGGAAGCGCAAAAUUUGAAACUGGCUUUUAUUUCCUGAACAGAUUUCAUAACCUAUGGUUGUUAUUUUAGAAAAAGAAAUCUCAAUAUAACAUGCAUGAAGGAAGGAUGCAACUGAAGUGCGUUGUGGUAAAACCUCCUUUAAAAACAAUAAAAGAUACGUAUCUAAUUAUAUAAAUGAGGCUGGUAAGUUUGACUAAUUUUGACAGAUUUUGAAAUGCAACACAUUUGAAGAACAGCUUAGGACAACAGGACAUUUUAAUUAUUAAGCAUUUUUGCGGUAAAUGUUGCAUCAUUUUCUGAAUGUGUAUAUAUUUUUUGUCUUUCUUUACAGAAAUACAGUAGAACCUUUUCUAGAUCUGUCAGCGAAAUGCCCAGCUCAUGAUGAUCAAUGAAUACGGUACACGUAAAAGACUGAUAAGUUCAGGUGUCUCUUGAAUCACACCAAAAAUUAAUUUGUGUCCACAUGCACAUCAUUGAAAAACCUUUUAAAUUUAUUUUAGUGACAUGAAAAACGACCCCUUGGCUGAUAUUGUGAAGUCUUCAAUGAACAGAUUUUGAACUUGUCCAUUUUACUGAAGAUGUACUGUAUCUGACAAUGGUGUUCUACAAGUCCAACUAUUUCAUUUUUUUUUAAGAACUCAUAAACUCAACCAUUAAGGCAGCGAGGGCAAAUCCCAAGAAAUGAAAUGAGGAGUGUUGCUUUGGAAAUACUGCUGUAAAUAUGCUUUCAAAGCUGACUAUUUGAGAGGUGUAAUGGUAGUUGUUGUUUAUAAUCUGUGAUUUGUUUAUUGAAAAGAAACACAUUGACUUGUAAGGAAACGCAGAUGCCCUUUGCUUUAACGGUUUUUUAAAACUCCCUAAGGUUUGAAAGUUGGCAAAUGUUUCUAUGGUUUGUUAAAAAUACAAAAGACAUGGACAUAAUAUCUUCAGUAUCUCAGCCAUAGGAAACUGAUUUUAAUAAACUAUUUUUGUACCAAAUCAUUCACAUUU
Molecule: messenger RNA, 6661 nt
Organism: Cheilinus undulatus (humphead wrasse)
Lineage: Eukaryota; Metazoa; Chordata; Actinopteri; Labriformes; Labridae
Gene: scaf4a
Product: SR-related CTD-associated factor 4a
Exons: 19
Coding region: 114-3476 (1120 amino acids)
Biological process (GO): negative regulation of termination of RNA polymerase II transcription, poly(A)-coupled
Cellular component (GO): nucleus
Molecular function (GO): RNA polymerase II C-terminal domain phosphoserine binding; RNA binding
Source: RefSeq, a predicted model, not a curated record